AUGCCGCUCAAUAAACGCCCACGGACAGAGCCAAUAGUUCGCGUUCGAACCGGCUGCUGGACCUGCAGACGCCGGAAGAAGAAAUGCGAUGAAAAUCGGCCCGUCUGUGGUGGUUGCACACGAAACAAACUCAGCUGUCACUGGCCUGCUCACGUAUCAUCAAGACCUCUUGAAAAUGACAGGGGUGCGAUACCGGUGCAGACGGAUCAGCACUCACGCGGAAGUGGUCAGAUGGACGAGGAGAACAUUAUCAUCCCGCAUGGCAGCCCACAGUCCGUUCGAAGCUCAAUCUCACAUGGUGCCUCUUCGCAUUCGCCCUUCUCGCCUGCAGUCUCUCCAACCUCACCUGCGCAGUCAGUGUGCCUGCCAACUGUAUCCCCGACAGGGGCGAUUGGACUGGAAGAUCUUGACGCUGCGUCUCUAGUGCCUAUGGGCUAUUCUCAUCCUAGAAGCAACAGCCAGGCCUCAAUCAGAGAUGUAAUGCCGCGUAGUCUGUCAAUGCUCCCUGGGUACAGUCCGGAGUCCUACCAGCUAUUGAGUCAUUACUUGGCUACCACUGCCGACUGCAUGGCUAAUGGAUCGACUCCGGUGAAUCCAUUUCUGGUCCAAAUCGUUCCACUGGCAUUCACAAGUGACCUUCUGCUACAGCUGGUUCUGACGCAGAGUGCGGCUCACCGAGCAUUUCGUUGUCGCAAUGACUCGGAUGAGGUGGCCCAGAGUCACUAUACCAAAGCGCUACAGCUGUUCCGCAAGGGUGUUACGGAUUUUAUUGAUGGGAAGGAGUCGAAUCCGCUGAUGCUUACAGUUGGAGCUUUGUUGAUGUGUUUCACCGAGACCGCCAGAGGAGACAUGAAUGGGACCAUCUUUGACCACCUGUCGGCCGCGAAUACAUUGCUUAUCCGGCUGCUUGCCGAGAGCGACACUGCGGUCCCGAAAGACCUCAAGAACUUUGUCAUCGAAUACUAUACGUACACUGCGACAGUGAGCAUGAUAUCAAUCGACGCGCGGGUGAGCCGUCAGCUCUUCCUGAAUUUUGACCUAGAGCAGCGAGCGCGUCAGCUGUUAGAAUCGGAAUAUAUCGGUAAUCUCUGCGGCUGCUGGCUUGAGCUGCUACUGAUGAUCCCGUGUAUCUUUGACUUGGGACGGCAAUGGAUGAUGGAAGAUGGCCAGCCGGGUCUUCCGACUGCGGAUGACAUUGCCAUGUUUGGCUCAUUGCAAGCUCAGAUCUUACGCUGGACGCCUUAUCCUUCGGUAACACCCGAGGUAUUCCUGGCAGGACGAAUCUUCCAGCAGGCGAUGUUGCUCUAUCUCUAUACCUCACUGGGUGCAUUCUCAAGGGCCGAGCAGGGAAUAUACCAAGGCCUUAUCGAUGCUGCAAUCACAGACGCGAUGUCUUACCUGCAUCAACUUUCAGCUACGGCUCGUAUCAACUCAGGACUCUGCUGGCCUAUUGCUGUUGUGGGGUCAUGUCUGUCUGACCUGGACCAACAGAAUUCUUUACGACAGCGCCUGCACAUCAUGGUAAACACGUUUGGCCUUGGCAAUAUGCAACGGACGCUGCUAUUGCUGGAGCAUAUGUGGCAGGUGCCUCUGGAGCAAGCCGGACCAUGGAAUAUCUGUCGGGCGAUGCAGCAGCAUCAAAUCUGGAUCUCGUUUGCGUAA
Messenger RNA from Aspergillus fumigatus Af293, 1662 nucleotides. RefSeq names its product putative C6 transcription factor. Gene Ontology annotation, cellular component: nucleus. The record is from RefSeq and is a predicted model, not a curated record. Gene Ontology annotation, biological process: positive regulation of transcription by RNA polymerase II. Lineage: Eukaryota; Fungi; Ascomycota; Eurotiomycetes; Eurotiales; Aspergillaceae. Gene Ontology annotation, molecular function: zinc ion binding; transcription cis-regulatory region binding; DNA-binding transcription factor activity, RNA polymerase II-specific.